UCCGGCGACGAGCCCCAAAAACAAUCUAUCACAACAAAACUCUCCAAAUGUGGUUACCUGAAUGGCAGCCCAGAUCAAAUCAGGACCACCAAUUCCUGUUAUGACUGUUGUGUUGACACUAAGAGUGGUUUCUGGGGAUUCUGUCCCAGCACAGUCAUUACAACAACAGAUUGUGGACUUGCUGGCAGUUGCUUUGAUGAAAGAGCGUGUUCAAAGGGAUGCGGAGUGACAGAAAGCGAGGACCCAUCGACUUUCACUUGGUAA
Ilyonectria robusta is the source of this 264-nucleotide messenger RNA. RefSeq lists its product as uncharacterized. The record is from RefSeq and is a predicted model, not a curated record. The transcript has a single exon. The annotation marks the transcript as partial. NCBI's taxonomy places the organism in Eukaryota, Fungi, Ascomycota, Sordariomycetes, Hypocreales, Nectriaceae.